AUAGAGUCGUAGUACAUGUAUUGAUAGGCGUCUUAGUUUUAAGUUUGUCGCAGUUUUAAUCUUCUCAUACAUUAGUGGUUAUAGAAAAUGACAUAUAUUAUGUGUGUUAAUAAGUGUUUAUUAUACUAUGUUAUAUUCUGGCGACUUACCUGGAAUGAAAUGCACUGUUUGCAAAAUCCACAAAUUCAUCGCAAAGUCCAAAAGACAGAAGAGAACUCUCUGGGAAGGAAAAAAUUAACGGGAGCUGAAAGCAACUUGCUAGAGGAGGGUCUGAGGCUCUACCAUCAGUCAGCAGAUCCUCAAUUAAUUCUGAGAGUGAUAGGCGCCAUAGACAAGACUGUUGGAUACUACGAAAAAAAUUACGCUCUAUUAAACUUUGAUGGGAUAUUUGGUGCCAAAGUUGUCGAAGGGCAGUUGAACUUGGUUGUUGCUGAAUAUAGCAAAGGAUUUCUUAGUGAUAUAAUAGAUGACAGUAUGAAGAAUGAUGUAGUUAAAAUUGCAGCAAGAGCAGGUCACAUUGUGAAGCAAGCUAUGCCACAUCUUUAUGUAAAAUAUCCAGGACAAAUGAGGCAAAUGAGAAGACUCUUUUAUUUGUCAUGGGACAUCGGACAUUCACAUCGCCUGGUUGACUUAGGUUUGACAUGGUCAGAUGAUCUACAUCUCCAAGCUCAAGCACUCACAUUUAAUGAGGAGGAAAGUAAUCAGUGCUUGGCUGAGCUUCUUGAACCAGUGGAUGGAAUGAUGUGUAGAAUGAGCGAGUACUGCCAGCGUGUGAUGACAAAGCCUGGAAUGGAAAAAUACAUUCUUUGUCACCAGAUUCUUUACUCAGUUGUUGCAGAAAUGAGUGGAUGCGGGAGUCGACUGGAGAAAUGGUUAGUGAAACACAAAAGAAGUGGAAGCUUGGAGCAGCUUCAAGAAGAGAUGUGCUCAAAUUUGUACUCAGAAGCUCUUGCCUUAGCUGCUACUACAUUUAGUGAUGAUGUGCCUACAUUUAGAGAUUUAACUGUAGAGAUGGAAUUUGUUUGUGGCAUGUUGGGGUAUGUGGAGUUUUUACGAAGAGACUGGUUACUUGGUAUUUUCAAAUGGCAAAGUGAUAGUGGAUGUUUCCCAUCUACCAAACAGCCAAUAGGUCGCAAACUCCUCAUGGAAGAAGAGUUACCUGAUGGAUGCCUCUCUCAUCUGACAACAGUUGCUGUUUCAGCCCUUGCAGUUCACUUACAUUAUUUGCUCAAUCCCAGUAGAGUAAACAUGGUGAAAAAGAAAGUGCCACCUCCGAUGGUUGAUCCUGCCGUGUUUUGUUUUGCAGCCACCACCUCCAGUCAUUUACCUCCAGAG
Molecule: messenger RNA, 1335 nt
Organism: Macrobrachium nipponense
Lineage: Eukaryota; Metazoa; Arthropoda; Malacostraca; Decapoda; Palaemonidae
Product: UPF0764 protein C16orf89 homolog
Exons: 7
Cellular component (GO): membrane; cytosol
Source: RefSeq, a predicted model, not a curated record